CCGCUGCCAAUCGGCCCCAGUGCGCGUUGGCGGCUUUGGCUGUCGCCUGCGCCGAACCAGCGGGCUCAUCUGCAAGCCCCGCCUUUCCCCCAGUCCAUCCCGAUCUUUCGCCUAUCGUCUCGCCCGUCGUCUUGCCCCGUCCAUCCGCAGUCCUCCAGACACACGCAAGCAACCAGCCAUGCCAGUCAACACUGCCGAUCCCCGCUUCGUCCAGCUCUCCUUUGCAAACUCCUCGGUCACCAUCUUCUACUUUGGCGCCACCGUGACCUCCUGGACCGUGGACGGCCAUGAGCGGCUCUUCCUCAGCUCCAAGGCUCUCCUCGACUCGUCCAAGGCCAUCCGCGGCGGCAUUCCUCUCGUCUUCCCUCAUUUUGGAUCGGUCUCGUACAGCAAGCUUCCGCAGCACGGAUUCGCUCGCAACUCGACCUGGAAGUUCUUGGGUGCCGUCAAGGAUUCGAGCGACGAAGUCGUUGUUCAAUUUGAGCUUCGCCCCGAGCUCGUCCCCGAGCACCUCCGUGCUCUCUGGCAGCACGAUUUCCGCCUCGUGUAUACCGUCCGUCUGGCCGACCGAACCCUGACCACCUCCCUGAGGGCCGAGAACCCCGGCAGCGAGAGCUUCCUGUUCACCUCGCUGCUGCAUACGUACCUGAGAAUCGCGAAUGUCGAUGAUGUUGCCGUCCGCGGCUUCGAGAACCGACAGUACCUCGAUAAGGUGACCCCCGGUACUUUUACCGAGACCCGAUCUGAGGCCAAGAUCGCGAUGGAAGUCGACCGCGUCUAUCAGCAGGUCGACGGCGAGGUGUUGGUCGAGAAUACCCACAUUGGCGAUGUCCGCAUCCACAAGACCAACUUCCCCGACGUUGUGCUGUGGAAUCCUUGGAUCGAAAAGGCCCAGGCCAUGGCCGACUUUGGCGACGAGGAGUACAAGAACAUGGUCUGUGUCGAGGUGGGCUCGGUCUCGACCCCGAUCGUCCUCGAGGCUGGCCAGUCGUGGGAGGGCCAGCAGAUCCUUGUCGUCUAAGGCCCGUCCCCCCGUCCCUCCUCCACUUGAACUGUGAGACUGGAGCGGCUCUUGCUGAUCGUCAAUAACAGGACAUUGUUUUGUCUGCCGGA
This is a messenger RNA of Polychytrium aggregatum, 1113 nucleotides long. RefSeq names its product galactose mutarotase-like domain-containing protein. Gene Ontology annotation, biological process: carbohydrate metabolic process. The record is from RefSeq and is a predicted model, not a curated record. The transcript is spliced from 7 exons. Gene Ontology annotation, molecular function: carbohydrate binding; isomerase activity. Lineage: Eukaryota; Fungi; Chytridiomycota; Chytridiomycetes; Polychytriales. Bases 179 to 1021 code for a protein of 280 amino acids.